Symbiodinium sp. CCMP2592 is the source of this 2229-nucleotide messenger RNA. NCBI's taxonomy places the organism in Eukaryota, Dinophyceae, Suessiales, Symbiodiniaceae. The record is from the annotation of a GenBank genome assembly.
AUGGGCGUUGUUCACUGCAGCUGUGUGCAGCGAGAGGCCGAGUGUGACUCGACAGUGAGCCCAGGAGUAAUCACGGUCUAUGACGACGGAUUGGUGCCCAACAAACGCAAGAGUUUUCAUGCUGAAGCAUUGGAGCAGUCUCCGGAGAAAUCUCGGAGAUGGGAAUCCGAUGUCACCUUGCCUGGCACGCCUCACGGGCGUACCGAAAUGGAGCAGGCAAUGGAAGACGCAGCAGCCCCAGCAGAGCACAACAAAAGUGAGCCGACAGGGAAGCAAAUCGAGAAACUGGAGGCUCCAGAGUCACUGAUCACUGCCCAUCAUGCCGACCAGGCAGGUAGUGGAGGUACUUUUCCUGACGAGAAUCCUCCUUUGCCUCCACCAGCCACCCCGCCGAGAGGGUCAAGCACGUCCAAGUCCUUUGAAGAAGGUUCAGCUUCCGCUGCCGACAUUACGAUGCAGCCGAUCCCGACCGUUGGCCCAAAGAGCGCGCUGCCUGGGCGUCGGCGAGCUGUCCAGCUUGUAACAUCACAUUUUGUUUUAAAAACGCCCUUGCAUGGGCCCUAUCCCGAAGGGAUGCAGAAAUUUGUUUUUGCAUGUGGAUGCUUCUGGCAAGCAGAACGCGGUGCCUGGCGCCUCCCCGGAGUGUAUAGCACAUCUGCUGGGUAUGCUGCUGGAUAUACACCGAACCCUACCUACGAUGAAGUCUGCAGUGAGGGCACAGGAGCUGCCCAGGCCGUGCAAGUCAUCUUCGAUCCAGGUAUCAUCGGCUUGAUCGACCUGCUGCGAUGGUUCUGGGAGUCACAUGAUCCCACAGCAUCAGCAAAUGGGCCUCAGUUCCGCAGCGGCUUAUAUUAUUUCAACAAGGAGCAGAAGGAGAUCAUGGAAUUUAGCCGGCAAGCGUACCAGGCGUUGCUGGAACGUCCGGGCAAACAUGCAGGAUGCACGAUCACAACUGAAAUCUUGGCCGCUUCAAGCUUUCAGACGUCCCCGGGCGACGUUUUCUAUGUCGCUGAAGAAGAGCACCAGCAGUUUUUGGCGAAACCUGGUGGCGCGGAAGUGCGGAGUUUUGGAGGCGACAUGCGCCAGCCGCUGCCUCAGGAGGCGCAAAAAGAAGUCACGAGCAUCCAGUACACGCAUAACGUCUUGGAACUGAGGAGAAGUGGCCCGUCUCGUGAGUCGGCGAUUUCUUUGGCCGUGUGCCUGAAUGGUGAUCGUGGUGCAGCCCCUGCCCGAUCUUCUGAUGGUGGCACGGCAGACGCUGUGGAGAAGCUGUCGACAGAGAAGAAAGUGGCUGACGACAAGGAGAAAGGGCCGCCGAGCAGUACUCCCCUGCCACAGACAUUCUCGGCCGCAAAGCUGAUGAUGCCACCUGUGCGGAAGAAGGUGGAGCCAGCGAGGAGGCCAUCCAUGCCGGCCUUGGAUCUUUCCAAGCUUGCGGCAGAAAAGGAGGCGCUUAUGAAACAGCGUGCAGCGGCAGAGACCAGCAGCAAGGCUGUUUCGGCUGCAUCCAGUGUAUCCAGUGUGGCGAAGCCAGUUGAAACGGAUUCCGCAGCGGCCGCUUCAACAGCUCCGCUGAGCGAGCCAGUUGUUGCAAGUUUGUUCGGCGAUCCGAAUGAGGAAUACGACCCUGCCAAGCCGAAUGACUACGAUGAGUUUUGCAGAAGGAGGAUGCGCCAGAAAGCUGAAGAGGAAAUGGAGAAGCGCCGCCAAGAGGCAGCUGCCCGACAGCAGGCCAGCAAGGCACCCCAAGCAAAGGAGGAGGAUUUUGCCACGAAAAUGAUGAAGAAGAUGGGUUGGAAGGAUGGUGCUGGACUUGGAAAAGAAGGUCAGGGUAUGGUGAACCCACUUGUCAUGCAAAAAACUGACCAAAAGACGGGUCGCAUCGUCGAGGGUGUGAAGCGCGAGGCGACGGCGGCGCCUGUGGGCCAGCCGGAGGCCAAGCAGGCCAAAGCGUCUCCGAAGCUGCCACCUACCCGCGUGCUUCUUCUGACCAACAUGGUCGGUGCUGGAGAUGUGGACGAGGACCUGCAGGAGGAGACGGCUGAGGAGGCCAGCAAGUAUGGCAAACUCAAGAAGCCCAGCCCUCAAUCAAGAAAUAGCUCAAGAGACUGUGCACAUGCUACACGGCGACAUACAGAUGCCUGCUGCAGCGUGGUCAGCGUUGUGGUCAGAGCCCACAUGCCAGUAGUACUGCAGGACUGCAGGACGCAAUAUAGCAGCUUAACAUGA